AUGUCUGGCGCAACGAGUGGAUCGCCUGGCAUUACGCUCACACCAGAAGAGACGCGGCUUUUUGGCCAAUUGUUCUCGCAGCACGACACUGAAGGCACCGGCAUCAUCCUUGGUGACUCCGCACGACCUCUGUUUGAGCGCAGCGGGUUGCCAGCCAAGACGCUAGGCCAGAUCUGGCAGCUGGCCGACGUCGAGAACCGGGGUUUUCUUGACCAAAUUGGAUUCUCCAAGUCCCUCCGCAUGAUCUACCAUGUCCAGCACGGCAAGCUUCUCGGCCCCCGGCUCAUGACCAUUCCUUCGGGGCUGCCCUCGUUCGACCACACCCCUGCACCGGCAGAAGCUGUUCCUGCUGGCCCAUCCCAGCCCGAGCCAGCUGCUGCACCCGCUUCAGUCGCGUCCCCCGUGUCGUCGACUCGCAUUCCUCCCUUGAGCACCUCUGACAAGCAGAGGUUUGGUUCACUGUUUGAUCGUUCAACUACAGGACCCACAAUUGACGGCAAUGUUGCUAAAGAUAUAUUUUUAAAGGCCCAUCUCCCUCCCGAUGUUCUAGGAAAGAUUUGGAAUCUUGUGGACGUUCAGAGCCGUGGCUCGUUGACUCGCAACGAGUUCGUGCUUGCUAUGCAUCUAAUUCAGGCCCUAAUCAGCCGCACUAUUAGCGAGGUGCCUACCUCUCUUCCUAGUGGGUGGAUCCCUUGGCUUGAGGGAGCAUCAAAUCACGGUGCUCGCGGUUCGGUGUCUUCUGUUGGUAGCGCUGCUGCGCCUGGUCCCAUCAAUUGGACCAUCACAUCCUCUCAGCUUGCCCAGUACAAAAAGUACUUUGACAGUUUGGACACUCAAAAGAAGGGCGUCCUUGGUGGCUCUGAAACAGUCCCAUUUUUGACUCAAUCCAAGCUGGGCGAGGAGGUACUCGCACAGGUUUGGGACCUUGCUGACCUCCAAGGCCAGGGUCAGUUCACUCCUGUCGAAUUUUCUAUCGCCAUGUAUCUUAUUCAGGCUAAACUCGCUGGUCAUGAGUUGCCCGAAAUUCUUCCGCCUACUUUGUUGUCGAGUUCUAAAGGCUCGCCAUCUCGGGUAAUGAGCCCGGUGUCUAGUCCCUCACCCAAAUUGCAGCCUUCGGGUACCGGCUCGCGCCCCGCUCCGCCAACAGCACGUGCUCCUACUCGUACCACAACUGCUAGUUCCCUGAGUGACCUCGUCAGUCUGGACGACUAUUUCAAACCCAUGGAGCCCACCCAGGCUCCUGCUUCUGCGCAGAGUACUGGCUUGGCUCCCGUUCAGCGUCCUGGUUUUACUGGACCUGGCAUUCCUGCUUCAAAAGAGAUUAGUUCUCCAGAGGGAAUCCCAAUGCCAUCCCCGGGUGGCAUUGCUGCUGCUGCGGGCGCCGGGGCAUUCGCCGGUGCCGCUGCUACGUUUGUACCCAGUUCAUCUUUCGGCCAGAAACUGAUCAAUCAUACUCCAGCCUCAAAUAACGCCCGUGUGGUUGAAGAUGCUCAGGGUGCUGUUUCAAAGCUGAAUUCAGACGUCAAUGAGCACCAGGCUAAGCUCACCCAAAUCUCAAGUGAAUCAAAGGCUGCUGACGAACAGUUAUCUGUAAUUACUUCUCAGAAACUAAAACUUGAGCAACAGAUCAUCACACUCCGUCAGAGCUACGAUUCCGAAGCCAGCAAAGUUCAUCAAACUCAGCAAGAGCUCCGCAAAAUGCAGGAAGCUAUUCAACAACUGGAAAAGGAUCAAAAACUUCGUGAGUCUGGAUUGCAAGCUUUGGCAUCACAGUUUGAAGCAGAUAACACGAAGCUCACUGAGGCAAAAACCCAGCACGAGACUCUUCUGGCCCGUGUUGCUGAACUUGAAGAGCAACAUACAACCCACAAGACGAAUUUGGAAAACUUGAAUGUUGAAUCUGAGAAUAUCCGUGGACAAACCGAGACCCACAAUCAACGGAUCGCUGCUUUGGAAGUCGAGCUUCAGCAGACUCUGGAUGCGAUCGAAUCAGCUAAGCUGGUUCGCGAUGAUGCCGCAGCAAAGGUCCGGAUUGCUGAAGAAAGGGCAGAAAGGCUAGAGGCCGAGGUUUCCGCAACCCAGCAGCAACAUCGUAGCUUGCUUGCCGAAACUGAGCAGCUUGUGACAGCUGCCGCUGCUCAUGAUAAGCGUGCUGCAGCCGCCGAGCACACUCUGGCUGAAACACAUGCCUCGAUUGCUUCCGAACAGUCUCGUCAAGCAAGCGUGUCGCAGGUUGGUCAACAAAGUUCUAUCCCCGCAGUGGCUGCGGGCGCUGCUGGCGUUGUUGCAGGCGCUGCAGCUGCUGUUGCUGCAGCUGCCGGCGUCUCCGCCAACUCAUCACCUGUAUCUACACACCAAACUCAGCCCACAGAUACCCCUCACUCUUCGCCUCCUAACAGUGACUACACUGGAUACCCUGCAGAGGUGCCCAACAUCCCUUCGUUCACUUUGCCCAUGGCACGUCCCCAGAGUGCAACUUCAUCGGUUGUCAACAAUCCUCCUCAGAGUGUUCGUGGAGAUCUCGACGUUUCCCAGCCCCAGUCGCCAGAUUUCACAACGUCUGAGCCGGUUUCUGGUCUGGUUCCCCCUGAGAACCUCAAACUAUCUGAUGCGGGUCGCGAGGUGGACGACACAGACUCGUUUGAGUUUGUUGACGCACGCGAAGGUGAGGGCCGCGAUGAGGCAAAGUUUGCCUCUACGGGCACUUUGAUUCAAGAGGAAGCCCCGACGACCGAUUUUGGAGCCAUCCAACAGCUCAGCGUCUCAGAGAGCACUGAAACAGCUACCGACGUGGGGGCCGAGCCUGUGGCAGAUACUGCUGAACCUGUUGCGAGCGCUGCCACUGCCGUGGAUCAACCCAAACGUGGCGAUGACUUUGCAGAUGCAUUUGAUGAUCUCGAGGAGGCUGUUGAAGAUGCGGAAGAGGACGAUUUCAGUGGUUUUGGUAAUGCAUCUGCCCAGUCAACCCCGAAUCCGACUGCUGCUGGUCCCGAUGAGUGGCAGAAGUUGUUUGAGGAUGCCUCUGCUGCCAUCCCUGGAGCUUCAGGCCCCCACGAGGAUGCUAUUCUCGAACUGACCAGCAUGGGAUUCGGUCGUCAAGAGGUGCUCGCCGCGCUGGAACGUACAGACUACAACGUCAGCGAAGCAACUAAUAUUCUGCUGGAUCAAGAGUAA
Messenger RNA from Wickerhamiella sorbophila, 3174 nucleotides. Its product is annotated as EH domain-containing and endocytosis protein 1. NCBI's taxonomy places the organism in Eukaryota, Fungi, Ascomycota, Dipodascomycetes, Dipodascales, Trichomonascaceae. Gene Ontology annotation, molecular function: calcium ion binding; protein binding. Gene Ontology annotation, biological process: endocytosis; endosomal transport. The transcript has a single exon. The coding region runs from base 1 to 3174 and encodes 1057 amino acids. The record is from RefSeq and is a predicted model, not a curated record. Gene Ontology annotation, cellular component: cytoplasm; plasma membrane.